Messenger RNA from Protopolystoma xenopodis, 210 nucleotides. Lineage: Eukaryota; Metazoa; Platyhelminthes; Monogenea; Polystomatidea; Polystomatidae. The record is from the annotation of a GenBank genome assembly.
AUGACUGGCGAUGGAGUUAACGAUGCUGUUGCUCUGAAGUCGGCUGACAUAGGUGUGGCAAUGGGCAAGGCCGGUACAGAUGUAUGCAAGGAGGCCGCUGACAUAGUUCUCCUCGAUGAUGACUUUGCUACCAUCCUGGCUGCAAUGGAGGAGGGAAAGGUCAUUUUUCAUAAUAUCAAGAACUUCAUUAGAUUCCAGCUUGGCACGUGA